AAUGGUCGAAAAUUGUCCUCUCCGUAAAGGAAAUCCCAUCCUACAAUUUUAAAAGAAUGGAGACGUAUAGUAGCUACGAAACACCUUCCAGAAGAAAAGAAAACGAAAAUUGACGCGGAAAACAAUUUUUAAAAUUGUAGUAAGUUUAAACUCCGGUAAAUGGAGUCGAAAUGGAGACAAUGCAAAUGGAUGAUGAGAUACUUGAACUGAUUUGCUACAUACUUAACCAGUAAAUGGAAAUUUCUGAUUGAAACCGAACGAACAAAAAGAAAAACGAGAGUAGGGGAAAAAAAUUAAUAAAGUAAAUCUUCCGAUGACGUCAACACUGUUUAUUUUAAUUUCCGUUCGUUUUCUAGAAUUGGUUUUUAAGAAAGUUUCACCCUUUUUCUCACGACAAAUCAAUCGGUUCGAUUAGCGAUUUUCCCUUUCGCCAAAUCUUCAUUUAAUCAUUUCGUUUUGAUUAACGGAUUUCGAAGACUUCGAUUAAAUUAGAAUGGCAUUUGAAAUGAUUUUCAGUUUUCUUUUUCGAACAUCGAGUUGACUGAUAGUCUUCUUUCUGUAGAAAUCAAAAUAAAUAAGACUUGAUGACUUCUAAGCAGAGUAGCGGAAGUACAAAGAGAUGUGUUCGAGAUUCGACUAGUCACGUGGAACUCCAAUCAGAUAAAGUAAAAAUUGCCUUCAGUAGUAAAGAAAAGAAAGUCAUUUCAGUCAUUUCGAAUGUCGAAUAUUUUCUGCGAGUGGAAUGUCGCGUUUGUCACCGAAAAUUUAAUCCGAAUCGUUUGGACGUUCACGUGGCCAUCUGUGAGAAAGUAUUUAAUAAGAAUCGUCCGGUUUUCGACUCCAGAAAACAUAGACUUAAAGGCACUCCUUUACAAGCUUAUCUGCCGUUAAUUUUGAGGAGAUUAAGAGAGCCCAAAAUGCAGUAUACUCAAUGGAGACAGAAGCACGAGGAAUUCAUUCGUGCCAUGAGAGAAGGAAGACGAGUUCAGUCGUAUAUAUCCAGGGGAUACGAUUUGUCUAAGUUGCCUCCUCCCACACCAUCACUUAAUCCAUAUUACAUUCGUUGUUGUUACUGUUUACGUAGAUUUGCGCCUAAGGUGGCGGAAAGGCAUAUUCCUAAAUGCCAGUAUAUCGAAUGUAAUAAACCGCAUCUCAAAGAACCUAAGACCAAUCGGGAACCGGAUUUGUCUAAAAGUCGUACAAAACGUGAUCCAUCCCCAUCUAAAAAGCCAACCAGACGUAACAUGGUUCAUUCUAAGAAAUCCAGCAUAGGGUGUCCUUGUAAAUGUUUAUCUAAAUGUUGUAAACGACUGCGUAAAAAGUCGGACGAGUUACUGAAGAUUGCGGAUGAUUUUAAUUCAUUACUGUCGACAUCUACCAGCGAAACCGUAAUUUAUAGAGACACAGACUUCAUCCCAUUUUGCUUCUGUGCAAGUAGCGUCGCUUCUAACAAAGAUUUCCAUCGGAAUCGAGAAAUUAGUGAAAUAAAAUAUUUACAUUGCACUCAAACUUCUCAUCUGCUAGAUUAUGAUAAAAAUCUGCAACAAACCGAAAAUAUCGAACGUUCGUUUCUUUCGAAAAGGCAAAACGACAAUUGUCAGUUUCGUCCACAAAGAAAUUCUACGAUGAUAACGCAUACAAAGCCUAUUAAAUCGCGUAGUAAGAUACUUCUCCUCACAAACGGCGACAGAAUACAACGAGAUAUAUUAAUUAAAUAUUGUGAUUACAAGUGCAAAUCUUCCCCGGAGCAGCAGUCACAAAUGGAUUUUACUGGAAAACCACACGAGAACGAAGCGACAAAUUCAGAUUUUGGAUCGUCGUCCGUUCAGGGUGAUAAAUCAGAAAUGUCGUCGGUCCGUCAUCGUCCGGCACAAUUUAACUGCGAAAGAGAAAAGGCGAAGUUGUCUUCUAUACCGCCCAUUUCCAGAAUGCAGACUGCGGAUACGGAGUAUUAUUUAAGGUCGUAGGCAAAAUGGAAGUUUUGAGCGUCGAGAGAGGCAAGAUUUUCCAGACCGAUGUUUUUUCCCUAUCUCUUUUUAAUAAAGAGCUUUUAUUCGACUCGAUCCCGCUUCACAAAUGACUUUCAAUGGCUUAGACACGUUCAAUUAACUAUAGUUGCGAUGCUGUCAGUGCGAUUGGCUACACUGUCAUUCUUCCACUCGAAAUUCGCUCCGAUUGUCCACUUGGAAGCACACUCGCAUCUUUCUUGAUCUUCCGUACCUAAUCUGUCUGUCGGAACGAUUGUGCAGGAAAAACGUCAAACUUUUUCCCCUCUUAUCUAGCAUCUAGUAAAUAACUCCUCCAUCUCGAUAUUCCGUGCCAAACCCGCUACUUUCUAAAUCGACUUGGCGUGGACCAAACGGAUUUGUCAUUGACAAUUCUCCGGAAUUUUCUCCCUUCCGCAAAUUCCGUAUUCUUUCCCUUCACCUACCGAUGUUAAGAGGAAUGGGGGGAAUAAAAUAAGAUUCAGUUCUGUACCGUAACCAAAACGAUUCGGUACCGGCGUGUGGCGGGUGAGCAUAUUGCCACCCUACACGCGAGAUACCACUUAGGAGGUGGGUUUAGGCCGAGAACACGUGGACAUUCACAUGCAUCUAUUUUAUUGGUACCCGUCUAUUUUAUUUUAAAUCGGCGCGUGUUUACUAAAUUAGAGGUUAAUUUGUUUUAUAAGAUAAUCUGCAUAUUUCUGUCUCCGUGUAAAAUCGCUAGCGAUAUGGGAGGCGCGGUCAAAUGGUGUUUGCCUCUAAAUUAGUUGUAGUAAAUCAUAUUAUCUAUUUUCUCCACCCCGUGUCUCCUUGACGAUCCCAAUACCUUAUAAAUCUUGUCGCCCGUGGGAACUUUACCAGAUAUUUCACUGUCUACUUACACGAGAGGAAUAUCUCGUGUCCUUUCGUGAUGUGUGUAUUUUGCAUGACAUAAUAACUAGACUCGGGCGGAUACGGCUCUAUCCGCACAACUUGAAUAAUAAUAGAAACGGUGCUAUGUGUUCCGCAAAUUAAAUUAUAUUCGUAUUAAUUCAAUCGUAACCUACUCGAGAAUUCAAUAACAAGCAAAUUAGUUACGGUUGCCGACAUCCGACAAAUGACACCGAGAGAUGACACUCUGCACCGAUAAUUAUAUAAAGAAAAUUAGUUUGAAAAUUAUAAUUAUACCGGCGAACGAAAAUGAAAGAAAAAUACAAUAAUUUCCAUUUAGGAACUAGUUCUUUUGAUGGCCAACUCUCGGGGAUUUGUCGGAGGAAGACAGACAAAUUCCUAGCGAAGCACAACGUAAUUUACACCUUUUCCGUUCGGGCGUUAAUGGAUUGAAGGGACCUAAAUCGACAAAACGUCUGCAGCCCGGUAAUGAUUUUUGAAUUCUCGGGUGAUUAUAAAAAACCAAAUAUUGUACUUAAUUAGCGGAGAGUGCACACGAUGAGAUGUCUACUUUGGCUUUAACACUUUGCUUGUGCGUGAGUCAACAGGUGAGUCAUCUCUUGAACUGACUGGCUCGGAGCCAGGCGCCGGUUCUGUCGAUUCCAGUUGACAGGAAUAUAUUAAAUCACACAGUCAAUAAACUGGCAAAAAGGCGACAUGUUGUCGGCGAGUAGAAUCUGUUCAACGAUGUAAAAAUGAGUCCACUCGCUUUUAAGUAAGUUUGAUAGAAGAACUCGCUUCCGAAUAGGAAAUCGUCCAAUAUUUUCAAAUAUUAUAACAGGUGUUGUUUGUUUAUCUGUUGCUGGAUAAUUCGCCAAACUUCUACAUUCUGUCAUAACCAAAAUUUGCAUUUAUACUACUUUGAUUAAU
Messenger RNA from Centruroides sculpturatus (bark scorpion), 3785 nucleotides. RefSeq lists its product as uncharacterized. The record is from RefSeq and is a predicted model, not a curated record. Bases 585 to 1967 code for a protein of 460 amino acids. Lineage: Eukaryota; Metazoa; Arthropoda; Arachnida; Scorpiones; Buthidae. The transcript is spliced from 2 exons.